GGAGGUGAUAUCUUACUCUUUUGGAAUCUACUGUUAUAGUUCAAUUUCUUUAUUUCUAUUCUCACGAUACGCCAUGGCUGCGUCUGAAUCUCGGCGCGAUACGGCGCAACCCCCCAAAGAAAGCUUGCAAUUUCCAGUGCUCUCUCGCGUGUUCUUACAGCCCUAUCUCCCUGUUUCACUUAAAUCCUCUUCCUCUCCAUCUGCCUAUCCGCAAACUACUCCGGCAAAGACCAGCCUACCUCAUGUUACUCUUACCUAUGCAACAUCUCUGGAUUCAUCAUUAUCCCUUGCGCCAGGGACACAGACGCAUCUCUCAGGACCUCAGUCCAAGGCCAUGACCCAUUACCUUCGCUCGAGACACGAUGCAAUUCUUGUCGGUGUGGGUACGGCACUGGCUGAUGAUCCGGGACUGAACUGCCGCAUUACGGGUGUGGGAGGCUACGGCGGCAAAGAGCUCAUAGGUCAACCACGGCCCAUUGUGCUUGAUCCCAGUGCACGAUGGAAGUUCAAUGCAGAAUCACGUGUUUUCCGGACAGCUCGUGAGAACAGAGGAAAAGCACCGUGGAUUGUGGUUGCCCAAGGAAAUGAGGAGAAGAUGAGCCUGGAACAGCGUAAGGUCUUGGGGAGCUAUGGAGGGAAGCUUUUGAGCAUUCCUCAACGGAAGCCCGAAAUGGAAGAUCCCACAGGCGAGGCCUCGACUGAGGCUGAAACUUAUGCAGCACUGGACUGGCAAAGUCUCCUGGACACACUAGCCCAGCAAGACGUUUACAGUCUCAUGGUAGAGGGCGGAGGUACUGUUAUUAAUGACCUGCUGCAUCCUCGCAAUGCACAACUUGUGAAUUCUGUCAUUAUCACAAUCGCACCUACAUAUCUUGGUCAAGGCGGUGUCGUAGUGUCUCCGGAAAGAAAACUUGAUUCUCAAGGAAAGCCAACGAAUGCAGUGCGAUUCAAAGAGGUCAAAUGGCAGCCACUAGGGGCGGACGUUAUAAUGUGUGGGCGAGUCGAGGUGUAAACCUGGAGACCAUUUCCAGACUGCUUUAUAUACCAUUAUCUAGACUCUGUAUGAAGCAUUUAGACAAUUCUACUAUUGUGUAAAGAUAGUCCA
This is a messenger RNA of Xylona heveae TC161, 1105 nucleotides long. Its product is annotated as bacterial bifunctional deaminase-reductase. Bases 74 to 1012 code for a protein of 312 amino acids. NCBI's taxonomy places the organism in Eukaryota, Fungi, Ascomycota, Xylonomycetes, Xylonales, Xylonaceae. The record is from RefSeq and is a predicted model, not a curated record. Gene Ontology annotation, biological process: riboflavin biosynthetic process. The transcript has a single exon. Gene Ontology annotation, molecular function: 5-amino-6-(5-phosphoribosylamino)uracil reductase activity.